UCUGGACUUUGUCGUCUCUGUCCUCUCUCUUCUGCUCUGAUUGUUUUCAUUUCUCUUCUAUCAUGGGGCCAAAGAAACCAGAACCAAAGAAGGAAGAAGUGAAACUUUCUCUGGAACCAGAAUCUUCAAAGAAAUCGAACUUCGACCCGCACAGCAUCAAGAUUGAGUUCAGUGCAGAUCAGAUUGAAGAGUUCAAAGAAGCCUUCCAGCUGUUUGACAAAACUCCAGACAAUCGGAUGAAGAUUUUGUUCUCUCAGUGUGGAGAUGUGAUGAGAGCCCUGGGACAAAAUCCAACCAACGCUCAAGUCUCCAGAGUCCUCGGACAGCCCAAACCUGAGGAAUUGCAGAAUAAACUGAUGGACUUUGAGACAUUCCUGCCAAUUUUGCAACAUGUUGCUCAGUCCAAAGACAAAGGGACCUAUGAGGAUUUUGUGGAAGGUCUCCGAGUGUUUGAUAAAGAUGGAAAUGGGACGGUGAUGGGGGCAGAGCUGAGGCAUGUUCUGCUCACUCUGGGUGAGAGGAUGACAGAAGCUGAAGUCAAUCAGGUGUUGGCCGGACAGGAAGACGCUAAUGGAUCUAUCCACUAUGAAGCUUUUGUCAAGCACAUCAUGUCAGGCUGAGCUAAAGAGUUGGACGUCCGGCUGCCUUCCUUAUUGCUGUGUUCCAGACUAUAUUCUUUCUCUCUGAGAUUCUUAAUUUUUUUUCUGUAAAAACUUUUUUUUCUUUGACUUGCAUAUGGAUAGAGGGAUUCAAUAAAAAUCUAAAUUGUUAUAACCUUCAA
This is a messenger RNA of Acanthochromis polyacanthus (spiny chromis), 781 nucleotides long. RefSeq names its product myosin, light chain 4, alkali; atrial, embryonic (gene myl4). Gene Ontology annotation, cellular component: myosin II complex. Bases 63 to 620 code for a protein of 185 amino acids. Gene Ontology annotation, molecular function: calcium ion binding. The transcript has 8 exons. The record is from RefSeq and is a predicted model, not a curated record. Lineage: Eukaryota; Metazoa; Chordata; Actinopteri; Pomacentridae.